UUCUGUUCAUCACCAAACCAAGAGAGAGAGAGAGAAAGAAACGAGAGGGGGAAAAAUGACGACCACAUCAGAGCUCGAGGACCCCCUUUCUCUCUCCUCAUUCAAACUCUCCCAUUGACUCUCUCUCUCUCAACCAAAUUGGAAAUUUUCAAUUUCCCCCCAGUCUCCAAGUCCUCUUCAGAUCAUAACUCGACCUUGAUGAUUUCCCCCAAAAAUUAGGGUUUCGAGCUCCCAAUCCCAUCACACAAUGCCUCAGUACCAAACCCCCAAAUCCUGGACCCUCGUAGGCGCCGGAGGCCAUGUCGUCGAUGUUGAGACCGCCGUCAAAGAUGGGAUCUUGGGUAGCAUCGCCGGCGGUGCGGUCACCGCCUCCGAGAAGCUCGACCUCAAGAAGAUGAUCGAGGAUUUGGAUCCUGUCGAUGAUAUCCCUGCGGUCUUCAUCUGCCCUAUUUCUCUCGAUCCGAUGACGGAUCCGGUCACCCUCUCGACGGGCCAAACCUACGAGCGAUCGAACAUUAUGAAAUGGUUCUCUUUCGGUAACGUCACCUGCCCUACUACGAUGCAGGAGCUUUGGGAUUAUAGCGUCACCCCCAAUCGCACGCUUCAGCAGUUAAUUCACGCUUGGUUGUCGCAAAAGUAUUUGAGGAUGAAGAAGAAGGCGGAGGACGUUAACGGCCAAGCUGCUGAGCUCGUUGAUUCUCUUAAAAAGGCGAAAGGGCAAGCCAGAGUUCAGUCGCUUAGAGACCUCCGCGGUCUGGUCACCGCCCACGCUUCUACUAGAAAAACUGUGGUGAGCUCUAAUGGAUUUGGUUUGAUUUCUUCGUUAUUGGGUCCGUUCACUUCGCAUGCUGUUGGGUCUGAAGCUAUUGGGAUUCUUGUUAAUCUAAGUCUUGAUUCGGAAUCGAAGGCGACUUUGAUGCAGCCCGCAAAGUUUUCGCUCGUAAUCGAUCUUUUGAAUGAAGGAACGACCGAUACGAAGAUAAAUUGUACUAAGUUUUUGGAAAUGUUGAUGGUGGAGAAGGAUUUUAGAUGGGAGCUAGUAUCAAGCUUGAGUCUUUUGGUAGGGAUUUUGAGAUUGGUCAAGGAUAAGAGGUACCCAAAUGGGGUUUUGGCUGGAAUUAGCAUUCUCAAGGCUAUUUGUUCAUAUAGUCAGGUUAGGAGUCUAGUCGUUAGCAUUGGAGCUGUUCCUCAGAUAGUUGAAUUGUUGCCCGAAAUGAAUUCGGAUUGCUUAGAACCUGCAUUGAAGAUUCUGGACGAUCUUUCGACUGUACCCGAAGGGCAAUUGGCUUUGAAGGAGAGUUCGCCAACUAUACCCAACAUGGUGAAGCUAUUGAUGAGGGUUUCAGAGUCUUGUACUCAAAGUGCAUUGUCGAUUUUGUGGGCAGUUUGUAAGCUUGAUCCUGGUGAAUGUGCGAAGAUUGCAGUUGAGGCUGGACUGGCAGCAAAAUUGUUGCUUGUUAUUCAGAGUGGUUCUGAUCAGGCAUUGAAGCAGAGGUCAGCUGAGUUAUUGAAGCUUUGUAGUUUAAAUUACACGCCGACUCAUUUCAUUUCAAAGUGCAAGCUAACGAGAACAAUGCAGUGAGAUUUGGAUUCUUGAUUAUGAAAUGAUUAUUGUUUCUGGUUCAUUGGGGAGGCGAGAACGAUGCAAUGAGAGUUGGAUUCCUGAUUAUGAAAUGAUUAUGGUUUUUGGUUCAUUAAGGAGCAAAGAAGUGUGAAUUGGAGGGAGCGCUAUUGAGCUGGACGAGAUGGGUCUUUUUCGGGCAAGUGUGGGGUAUAUAAUGCUGUGAUCCUGUUGUUUAUAUAUUGGUUUGGAUGCCUUUGAAGUUUUGCUUAAUUGAUUGAUAUAAUUUAGAAGAAUUGGUAUAUAGCAGAUUCCGCUAUGAUUAUUCUUGCUCAGUGAUUGGAUGGGUUCCGCCCAAAUAAGCCCUUGAGAUCGUGUAAUUGUCGUAGUCAUUCUAUUGAAAAUUUUGUGCUUGUAAAAUUGUUUCAUCCAAAUUUGGUAAGCAACAGAUUAGAAGUCAAUAGCAAUUUCUUUUA
This is a messenger RNA of Asparagus officinalis (garden asparagus), 2037 nucleotides long. Its product is annotated as U-box domain-containing protein 30-like. NCBI's taxonomy places the organism in Eukaryota, Viridiplantae, Streptophyta, Magnoliopsida, Asparagales, Asparagaceae. The coding region runs from base 248 to 1582 and encodes 444 amino acids. The transcript has a single exon. Gene Ontology annotation, molecular function: ubiquitin protein ligase activity. Gene Ontology annotation, biological process: protein ubiquitination. The record is from RefSeq and is a predicted model, not a curated record.